AUGGCUCCGGAAGAAUCCAUACCGUCGACUUCAGGUGAGAGGCGACAAAACGUAUCAAUUACCUAUGAACGUUUGGCGUUUAGAUAUGAUCCAACAGUCGAUUACGCUGGAGAUAAAUCGGUCGAUUUUGGAACAAUGAACAAAAUUUGUCAAUAUUGCAGCGCUUUGAGGUUUCGACUGGAACCAACAGGAUUAUGUUGUGCGAACGGAAAGAUCAAAUUACCACAACUUACAACGCCACCUGAACCACUGAAUUCAUUACUUUCAGGACAAGAACCUCUAUCGAAGCAUUUCUUGCAGAAUAUUCAAAAUUACAACUGUGUAUUCCAAAUGACAUCAUUUGGUGCAAAUAUAAUUGAGGAAAGGGGUUUCAAUCCAACUUUUAAGAUUCAAGGACAAAUUCACCAUCGUGCAGGAGCAUUGUUGCCAUCAGUUGAUGGGGAAUACAAAUUUCUUCAAAUUUAUUUCCUCGGAAAUUCUGAAGCUGAAAUAAAUCAACGCUGUGCCAUCAAUCAUGCAGCUAGGAGAGAGAUCAUCGUGCAACUGCAACAACUGUUGCAUGCUCACAAUCAAUUGGUCCAAUUGUUUAAAACAGCCCUUGAAAUAAUGCCGUCGGACGAUCAUAAAAUAGUGAUCAGAGCAGACAAAAAACCAACAGGAGAACAUGAGAGACGCUUCAAUGCACCUAUGUUAAACGAAGCCAUUGUGGUUGUUGGGGAGAAUAUGGAGUCUCGUGACAUUGUAAUUCAACGACGUAAUGGUAGCAAACUUCAGCGUAUCAGUGAAACACAUCGUUCAUAUGAUGCAUUACAAUACCCUCUAAUAUUUUGCAGAGGAGAAGAUGGAUACCAUUUUCAAAACAAGAUGAUUAAUCCAGCGACUGGUCAAGAAACAAACAAAAAGGUCAGCUCGAUGAAUUUUUAUGCAUACCGUCUCAUGAUUCGUCUAAGCGAGAACAACCACAUUUUGAGAUGCCGUCGAUUGUUUCAUCAGUUUGCCGUUGAUAUGUAUGUAAAAAUUGAAACGGAACGUCUGACAUAUAUACGUUUACACCAGAAAGAAUUACGUUCUGAACAAUACAUUCAUUUGCGCGAUGCCAUGAACGCAGAUAAAAAUGGAAAUAAUGUCGGCCAACUUAUUAUUUUACCAGCAACGUAUAUGGGAAGCCCGAGACACAUGCACGAAUAUGCGCAAGAUGCUAUGACCUACGUGCGCCAAUACGGUAGACCAGAUUUAUUUAUUACUUUUACAUGCAACCCAAAAUGGAUCGAAAUCACUAAUCUGUUAUUACCCGGUCAAUCAUCCAGCGAUCGUCACGACAUAACCGCUCGAGUGUUCAAGCAAAAACUCAAAGCGCUCAUGGACUUCAUUGUAAAAUAUCAUAUCUUCGGAGACGUACGAUGUUGGAUGUAUUCUGUAGAGUGGCAGAAAAGAGGACUGCCUCAUGCGCAUAUUCUCCUGUGGAUGGUCGAAAAAAUAAGACCGGAUGAAAUUGACUCGAUCAUUUGCGCAGAAAUUCCUGAUCCCGAAGUAGAUCCAGAAUUGUAUGAAAUAGUUAAGAAGAACAUGAUUCAUGGACCGUGUGGCGAACACAAUCGUGAAUCACCGUGCAUGAUCGACAACAAAUGCUCGAAGCGUUAUCCCCGUGCUUUGUUGGCUGAUACAAUUACAGGGAAUGAUGGCUACCCCCUGUAUCGUCGUCGUUCUAUAGAAGACAACGGCAGAACAAUAACAUUGCAAGUCAAAAAUAAGGAUGUCGUAGUCAACAACUGUUGGAUUGUUCCGUAUUCGCCGCUGCUUUCCAAAACAUUUAAAGCGCAUUGUAAUGUUGAGUACUGCAAUUCGGUCAAGUCCAUCAAAUAUGUUUGCAAGUACGUCACGAAAGGAAACGACAUGGCUGUAUUUGGUAUUGCAGGUCCAAAUAAUAACGAUGAAAUUUCAACAUAUCAGAUGGGAAGAUAUGUUAGUAGCAAUGAGGCGGUUUGGAGAAUCAUUUCAUUUCCCAUACACGAACGUCAUUCCACUGUAGUUCAUUUAGCUGUUCACCUGGAGAAUGGACAACGAGUUUAUUUCACGGCAGAAAACGCAGCGCAAAGAGCAGAACGACCACCAGCGACAACGCUGACAAGCUUCUUCGAGACAUGCGCAAGCGAUCCAUUUGCAAGAACAUUGCUUUACUCGGAAAUGCCAAAAUAUUUUACAUGGAAUGCAUCAUCUAAAAAAUUCCAACGUCGGAAACAAGGACAGCCUGUACCGGGAUACGUGAAUAUAUAUUCAACCGAUGCAUUGGGGCGCAUUUACACAGUUCACCCGCGCAAUGACGAAUGUUUUUACUUGCGUUUGUUAUUAGUUAAUAUUCGUGGACCAAAUUCAUUUCAAUUUCUACGAACUGUCGAUGGUGAAUUGUGCGCAACAUAUAGAGAAGCCUGUCAACGUUUACAUUUACUAGAGGAUGAUGUUCAUUGGGAUCACACACUUACUGAUGCUGUUAUUUCGUCUACUUCGCAACAAAUUCGAUCAUUAUUUGCCAUCAUAAUUUCAACGUGCUUUCCAUCGAGCCCAUAUAAUUUGUGGAACAAAUACAAAGACAAUAUGGCUGAAGAUAUUUUGCAUCGAGUACGUUCAAUAACGGCAAAUCCAGAACUUGAAAUUUGCUCAGAGAUAUACAAUGAGGUUUUGAUAUGUUUGGAGGAUUUGUGCGUGAUGAUGUCCGGCAAGAUGUUGAACGAAUUAGGUAUGCCUGCGCCUAAUCGUCCCAUGCACGAUGCAUUCAACCGUGAAUUCGAACGAGAACGGCAAUACGAUACAAAUGCUUUGAGUCAAACCGUACAAAAUAAGGUGCCACUUUUAAAUCAGCAGCAAAAAACAGCUUACGAUACGAUAAUUAAAGCAGUAAAUGACGGCAAUGGAGGAAUAUUUUUCAUCGAUGCACCCGGCGGAACUGGUAAAACAUUUUUAAUUUCAUUAAUUUUAGAUACGAUUCGAGCACAAGGUCAAAUAGCGCUGGCAGUAGCAUCAUCUGGGAUCGCUACAUUGUUAGAAGGCGGACGUACCGCUCAUUCUGCGCUCAAACUGCCAUUGAAUUUGCAAACUAUAGAGGAACCGACAUGUAAUAUAACCAAAACAUCAACAAUGGCGAAAGUGCUACAAAAUUGUAAAAUAAUAAUUUGGGAUGAGUGUACGAUGGCGCACAAACGAGCAUUGGAGGCACUAGAUCGAACAUUAAGAGAUUUGCGCAGCAAUCAGAUCCUUUUCGGAGGCGCGAUGAUUCUACUGGCUGGAGAUUUUCGUCAAACGCUGCCAAUCAUUCCUAGAUCAACAGCUGCUGAUGAAAUAAAUGCAUGCUUAAAGGCAUCAAUUUUAUGGAGAUAUGUGAAAAAUCUCAAGUUAACAACGAACAUGCGAGUGGCGUUGCAAAAUGACAUAUCAGCAGAAGUUUUCUCAAAGGGAUUAUUAGACAUUGGCAAUGGGAGAAUUCCUGUUGACUCUUCUACUGGCCUCAUUUCGUUUCCACCAAAUUUUUGUCAAUUCACAACGUCAAAAGAAGGAUUAAUUUCGAAAGUGUUUCCAAAUAUUGAUGCUAAUUACAAAAACCAUGCUUGGUUGCGCAAACAAGCCAUUUUAGCGGCGAAAAAUAAGGACGUAGAUGACUUAAAUACAAAAAUUCAGAGUCAAAUUAAUGGACAAAUACAUUCAUUUAAGACGAUCGAUUCCAUUACCGAUCCCAAUGAAGUCGUCAAUUAUCCAAUGAGUUUCUAA
Camponotus floridanus (Florida carpenter ant) is the source of this 3759-nucleotide messenger RNA. RefSeq lists its product as uncharacterized. Gene Ontology annotation, molecular function: DNA helicase activity. Gene Ontology annotation, biological process: telomere maintenance; DNA repair. The transcript has a single exon. The coding region runs from base 1 to 3759 and encodes 1252 amino acids. NCBI's taxonomy places the organism in Eukaryota, Metazoa, Arthropoda, Insecta, Hymenoptera, Formicidae. The record is from RefSeq and is a predicted model, not a curated record.